GCAGAGAACAUUGUAAGGGACCUGAAAGAAAGCACUUUAAAAGAGAAUGCAGAUUUGAAUUGGAAGUACGAAUGCGGACACGCUGGGACGUCUGUGCUUCCUGAGGAGUGGUGGAAAAUCAAGGAGAAAAGAAUUCUCAAGGUUCGAGGGGCUCUAGUUGUUUUUUGGACACCAUAGACUUCGGAGCAGACCGGCAAGUGCCACCCUGUUACUGGGAUUGUCGCCUGACAAUUUUAGGCCAGACAACCAGUUCUGGAACAACAACUGCAUGGACCUUCUUAAAAUCUGUGACUCCAAUCAAAUCUGACUUUAGUCUAGCCAAAGGGAUUUUAGCUCACAGGCUCAUGGAAAUGUGAGUCUAAAGAUAGGAGCCACUGUCUGCUACGUCUUUUACAUACUCGAGGAGUCAGACUGUGGGGCUGUGGGGAAUCCUGGAGGUUUAUGUUCCUGGACAUCUCCACCACAAGAACAAGAGUGAAGAAAGAGGCUCCUCUGGAAUCCCUGGAAUUGGACCCUUCUCAUUUUACCUGGAUACUUGGACCUAUUAGUUCUUAAUCACUGAACUGUUGAACUCAAGUGCUGCGAUCAAACACUAUCUGAAACGAUAUCCUAGCCUAGGAAUUCUCUCACACACCUGGCCUAGGGUUGGUGUAUUAGGACGGGUGUGUUUGUACAUGUACAGUUAUGGGUAAAGUUAGGAGCAAGACACUAACUGGAAGAGGCAGUUAAUCGUUAAGGUGUAGUUCUGAGUCAGGUGGGAAGUUAGUGUGUGGUUCGUGUUCAUGCGUGUGAGUGUGACUGAGUGAGGGUGCAGAUGUCAAAAAGAGUGUGUCUGAAUGUGGGCAUGUAUCAGGAAACGUGUGUUUUAUUGUGUGUAGAGAAUCCCCCGAAUUAGACAUGAUUGUAGGCAGGUUUUCGUGCAGGCAGAGAUAACAUCUGCGGGAGAGGAAUAAAGUCUGAGACAGAGAGAGACGGGCAGAUAGAACAGUCUUUUUCGAUUUUUUAUUUUGUUCCAAUCUGAUUGUAGCCUCGCUUCCCUACCCUGAUCACUUCAGACUAGGCCAUAAAUAAAGAGGAAGCGCUCGACUGAGCCUAAAGGAGAGGGAAAAUUAAAAUCCUCCAUCUGAUUCCUUCUGUUUUUUGAUGUUAGUAGCACCAGCCAGGAUUUCGCUAAGCUCUGCAGCUUGGAUAAGGCCCUCAUCAAAUGAUAUUAAAGCAUUACAACUAUAGACUUUUGUGGUCCUGCUGAUCCAACCUUUUUUAAAGUCAGGCGCCUUACUUGGAGCAGUAACCAAGGGUUUGGACGAUCGUCAUUUUUCCACCGUCUCAGACCGGAACUCAACCAUUCCCAAGAGGAGCAAGUUCACCACCUGACACAGCAACUCCAUGGCGCCUUGUUCCUGACGACGCAUGCUUCACUCUAAAACAUCACCUGCCUGGCUGAAUUAGGAAUCACCACGUCAGAGAGUGUUGGAACGAGGUGUAACUGAGACAACAACUCCCUUUAUAUCCAGUUUACGCUGAUGUUCUGGAGCGAUAACACUGAUCAGUAAAGCUUGAUGGUUGGCAUUCUGCUCAGGGGGGUGCUCUAGGCAGCAGACGGCGUCUCCAUGAGGAGCAGUAGAAGAUGCCGGAACUGCCAGCAGUGCUGCUGUCGAUUCACGUCCACUUCCUGCUAGUUACUGUUCUUAACAUGCCGCCUUGUUCUCUCAGCCAGACCCCUCUCCUGUCAUCUGUGCGAAUGGCGGCGAUUUUGGAUGACCGCUCUGCCUGUGGCCGUGGAGAGCGGUUGGCUCUAGCUUUAGCACGGGAGAACAUCAACAGCGUGCUGGAGGGACCGGCUCGUGCUCGCGUCGACGUAGAAGUCUUCGAGCUCCAGAAAGACUCUCAGUACGAAACCACAGACACCAUGUGCCAGAUUCUGCCUAAGGGUGUGGUUGCUGUGAUUGGCCCCACCUCCAGUCCUGCCUCGGGUUCUACUGUCAGUCACAUCUGUGGGGAAAAGGAGAUCCCUCAUGUGAAGAUCGGUCCUGAGGAGACUCCACGGCUGCCUUACCUGCGUUUCGCGUCCGUCACAUUGUAUCCUAGCAACGAGGAUCUGAGCUUGGCCGUGGGCGCCAUCCUACGCUCUUUCAGCUACCCAUCAGCCAGUCUGGUCUGUGCCAAGGCCGAGUGUCUGCUGAGAUUGGAGGAGCUGGUGCGACGUUUUCUUAUCUCUAGGGAAACGCUGUCUGUCAGAAUGCUGGAUGAUGACCUCGAUCCUACGUCUUUACUCAAAGAGAUCCGUGAUGAUAAAAUAGCUACGAUCAUCAUCGAUGCUAAUGCUUCUGUGUCAUACCUGAUCCUGAAAAAGGCGUCUGAGUUGGGGAUGACGUCAGCAUUUUACAAGUACAUUCUUACCACUAUGGACUUUCCUUUGCUGUGGUUGGAUGAUGUGGUUGAUGAACACUCCAACAUCGUUGGCUUCUCUAUGUUCAACACCACUCAUCCAUUUUACCUGGAAUUUAUCCGGAGCCUCAACCUGUCGUGGAGAGAAGGCUGUGACCUUAACCCAUACCCAGGACCAGCGCUGUCUUCAGCUUUGCUGUUCGAUGCCGUCCAUGUGGUGGCGAGCGCUGUCCAGGAGCUGAACAGAAGUCAGGAAAUUGGAGUGAAACCUUUAAGUUGCUCCUCCCCACAGAUCUGGCAACAUGGGACCAGCCUCAUGAACUACCUGCGCAUGGUGGAGUAUGAUGGUUUAACAGGCCGUGUUGAGUUUAACAGCAAAGGUCAGAGAACCAACUACACCCUGCAUAUCCUGGAGAAACAUAAAUCAGGCCACAAACAGAUUGGUAUUUGGUAUUCGAACAACACCCUGGUUAUGAACUCCACCAGUCUGGACAUCAAUGUCUCCGAAACUUUGGCCAACAAGACCCUCAUUGUCACCACCAUACUGGAAAACCCGUAUGUUAUGAGGAAAGCAAAUUACCAGGAACUAGAAGGGAAUGAGCAGUAUGAAGGCUUCUGUGUGGACAUGCUGAAGGAAUUGUCAGACAUUCUGAAGUUCACCUUUCGAAUCAAACUGGUAGAUGACGGUCUGUACGGAGCUCCAGAGCCCAACGGUUCCUGGACUGGCAUGGUCGGGGAACUUAUCAAUAGAAAGGCAGAUUUAGCUGUAGCUGCUUUCACCAUCACCUCUGAGCGGGAGAAAGUCAUCGAUUUCUCCAAACCUUUCAUGACCCUGGGCAUCAGUAUUCUUUACCGAGUUCAUAUAGGGCGAAAGCCAGGCUAUUUCUCAUUCCUAGAUCCUUUCUCUCCAGCCGUUUGGCUUUUCAUGCUGUUGGCUUACCUGGCUGUCAGCUGCGUGCUGUUCCUCGCUGCCCGGCUAAGCCCCUAUGAGUGGUAUAACCCUCACCCGUGCUUGCGCGAACGCCGGGACCUGCUGGAGAACCAGUACACUCUGGGGAACAGUCUGUGGUUUCCAGUGGGAGGCUUCAUGCAGCAGGGCUCAGAAAUCAUGCCUAAAGCUCUGUCUACACGCUGUGUUAGCGGAGUCUGGUGGGCAUUCACUCUGAUUAUCAUCUCCUCGUACACUGCCAAUCUGGCUGCAUUCCUGACAGUGCAGAGGAUGGAGGUCCCUAUCGAGUCACCCGAUGACCUGGCAGACCAAACCAACAUUCAGUAUGGCACCAUACAUGGUGGGAGUACCAUGACCUUCUUCAUGAACUCACGUUAUCAGACAUAUCAGCGGAUGUGGAACUACAUGUACUCCAAGCAGCCCAGUGUGUUCGUGAAAAGCACGGAGGAAGGCAUUGCCCGUGUCCUGAAUUCCAAAUACGCCUUUCUGCUGGAGAGCACUAUGAAUGAGUACCAUCGCAGUCUCAACUGCAAUCUCACACAGAUCGGGGGCCUCCUGGAUACCAAGGGCUACGGCAUUGGCAUGCCUCUGGGCUCUCCCUUUAGAGAUGAGAUCAGUCUGGCUGUUCUACAGCUGCAGGAGAAUAACAGGCUGGAGAUUUUGAAGCGAAGGUGGUGGGAAGGAGGGCAGUGCCCCAAAGAAGAGGAUCACAGAGCUAAAGGUCUGGGAAUGGAGAAUAUUGGUGGGAUCUUUGUGGUAUUGAUCUGUGGAUUGAUCAUCUCAGUGUUUGUGGCGGUGAUGGAGUUCGUGUGGUCCACACGGCGCUCUGCUGAAACAGACGAGGUGUCUGUGUGCCAGGAGAUGUUGACCGAGUUUCGGAAUGCCGUGUCAUGUAAGAAGAGCUCUCGUUUGCGUCGCCGCCGGCCUCUAUCGAGCUCUUUAGCCCUGCGCCACCCGGCUCGCCUCAGCCUGGGGGCCUCACGUCCUCUACGCCUCGUCCGAGAGAUGCGCCUCAGCAAUGGCAAGCUCUACAGUGGUGCCGGGCCUUUAACAGGAGGCGCUGGAGGUGCAGGAGGUCCCUCAGAGCUUGGUCCUGGACCUCAGCGUCUUUUAGAGGAGCCACUGGGGGCCAAGAGCACACCCGCAGGGCCUCUGGGCCCCCCUGCAGUGACUGUGCCUCUGCCACGAGGCUGCACUCAUGUAAGAAUUUGCCAGGAGUGCCGGCGCAUACAGAGCUUACGUACAACCUCGUGCUCGCGGAUCCCUCCAUCCUCAGCACCGCUGCCUCGCCUAGCUCCGCCCCCACCGCGCUCCUCCUCCAACACAGACAGCGAGGGGGGUGGUGGCCCUAGCCCACGCCGAAGAGGCCACUCCCCUCCUCCGAGAGCCUGUGCACUCCCGCCCCCUCAGAGCACUGCAAAUACAGACCUACUGGGAGGCCAGGACUGAGAGAAAGAGAGGGAGAGAGACAGAGACAGAGGGAGGAGAUCAAGAACGGACAGAUUAAUGGACGUACUGUUCUGCAAGGACAAUUCAACAUGUGAAUCAGGAUGACAAAAUGUAGAAGAGGGACUUGAAUGUUUCAACCGGAGUCUGGUCCUCCCACUUCCUCCUCUGUGUUUUGUCAUGUCCGGAUUUGGUAUUUUAGAUGUGUGGAAAUCACUAUAGACAUAUCACAUAGAGAGAGAAAGAAAAUGGUGGUCUCUUUUCAUACUGCAGUGACACUGGAAGCUGAGGAUGAAUGAGUAAUGCAGUGAUAUUUCACCUCCCCCUGAACAGCAGCGCCCUGGCACAAAGACUCCCUCGAGCUGAACUUUCUGGCUUCUCCUAAAUGAGAGCACACACCAUAAAAGAGGAUGUUUAAUCUAUGUUAAAUGUACUACAAUCUAAAAAAAAAAUAUAUGAUGGGACACUCCAAAUAGACUGAUCCAUUCUCACAGUUUUUUUUUCUUUAUUAGGUUUAUUAUUAUUAUUAUUAUUAUUAUUAUUAUUAUUAUCAAUGUUGUUAUUUUUAUUUACUGUCUACCUUGUUUAAUUCCCCAAGCUUACUUUUGCCAGGUUCAAAAUGCAAAGUUAAAGAGCUACAGGUGUUUUAUAAAUUAUGGACCAUUAUUAAGUGCGGAUUAAUUGUAUGUUAAGGCCUGAAUACACUCAGGAGACAUGCCGAGCUAUUCCUUUGUUAUUGUUGCAACAGCAUACUGAAGAUUAUGCACAAGGGUCGACAAUUCAAUUUGAAAGGGAUGCAAAGGUAAACACGAAUUUACUCUGUUUAUCAGCACAGUAGUGUCAGUAGGUAUGUCUUACGGUUCUGGUAGAGCAGCGUGAUUAUUCAGUUAAUCGUUUUUCUGUCUGUUUUAUACUUGAAGUGAUAGUUACCAUGUUCACCUCAACUGGAGUGAAUUGUCUUUAUUUUCUUAGAGUGUUUGUGGGGAUUCAUGAUGCAGGUUUUUGCCAAAUGUGCAUUAAGUUUGGAGUUGUUUCUUAAUUUGAUCACCUCUGCCUCUUCCUUUUGACCUUAUGUGAUCUUAUUACAAGAUUGUUUUGCUCUCUUUUCCCUUCUUAAUGCCUUUCUUAAUUUACAUGAUCUUGCUACAGUAUAAACCCACCCUUUUAACCUCCUAAGAGGGGCGAGCGACCUGCUAACGAGAGCAGAAAUAUUUCUUAACCAAGAAAACUUCAUGCCAGCAUCUAAACCUUAUUUUAAACACAGUGGUACAGUAGUGUAAAACAUGUCAUAAUUAUGGCUUUAUAUGACAUAAUAUUGGGGUGAAAUGUAUUACAUUUCUCACUAGGUGUUAUAGAAUGAGACAGGAUGUGAGCUUAGUGUAUUCAGGCCUUUAAAAAAUAAAAAUGACCAGCUACCAUAAAGGGGUGAUUCUGUAAAUAUACAGUUACUGACUGUAGUCUCAACCACAGGAUCGCUGACAUGGCAUGUGGCUUGUUAGUGUGUAUUAUGUGGUCUAAUUAUCUACACUAAGUAAUUUUAUAUGUACUAAUUGCCCUAUAUGGUGCAUCUACCUGACAAAUUCAUGUAGAUAUAAACAAACUACCUGGUGACACAGUGUAUUGGACCGACAUGGUAUAAGCAGGAAAAAUGGGUAGACAUGAUCGAUAGUCAUAGCUGUUCAGCUGGUUGUCAAAUCUCCUACUGCCAGAUGGUGGCGUUUCAACUAAAAAAGUAGUUGCCUCAGCUUAUAUAACGUAAUCUUUACAGAUAUGCAUAUAUUUUCCCCUGACAUAACAGGACAUUGAAUUUAACACUUGUAAGAGUUAAUGGCAGGUUAAGGCUAGUCCAGAAACCAUACAUUCCUAAAGAGAUCCAAGGGGAAUCGAACCAUUCUAUGUUUUAAAUUUCUCUGCUCUAUGUUCUUUUUUCAAAUUUCUACUACUGUGCAAUGGUUUAUCAAACGAUGGUCAUGAAUAUUAAUACGAUUAUAUUGUUGUUAUUAUAAGUACUUCUACUGAAGUGGAGGAGUCUUUUGGGUUGUAUAUGAGUGUAGGGAUGAGGGUCUGCUACCGAGUGACCACCUGAUGUUAAA
Messenger RNA from Clarias gariepinus (North African catfish), 6876 nucleotides. RefSeq names its product glutamate receptor, ionotropic, kainate 5 (gene grik5). The coding region runs from base 1628 to 4786 and encodes 1052 amino acids. The transcript is spliced from 22 exons. Gene Ontology annotation, biological process: modulation of chemical synaptic transmission; synaptic transmission, glutamatergic; monoatomic ion transport. Gene Ontology annotation, molecular function: kainate selective glutamate receptor activity; transmitter-gated monoatomic ion channel activity involved in regulation of postsynaptic membrane potential. Gene Ontology annotation, cellular component: plasma membrane; presynaptic membrane; kainate selective glutamate receptor complex. The record is from RefSeq and is a predicted model, not a curated record. Lineage: Eukaryota; Metazoa; Chordata; Actinopteri; Siluriformes; Clariidae.